UUUCAAACACACCUAUAAAAACCAAUAACAACGAGGAUUCAAAACCUUUAAACAUACUUGUGAUACAUUAAACAAAGGAUCGAAACGUGGAAAAGUUGGUUCCACUAUUAAUAUAUUAUGUUUUUCACCCAAAAGUAUCAAAUCUUGCUUUUCCUUUGGUCGUGUGUUAGACGAAAUCGAAUAAGUGUUUUCCGGCUUCCAUUGAAUAAAUACUAAAUGUUAUAUGAUUGGAGGAAUUUGAGCCAUUUUUUAAAUAAAAUAAUACCCUUGACGUGUCAUCAUCACACAUUGUAGUAUAUUUCUGCAUGGAAUCUUCAAGCAAAGAUUCUGAAAACAUCAGUUUCCUCGUUCGCAAACAUAAUGAAGAAGGUCUUACAAAAAUUGUUGUCCAGCUAAAAAAUGUUUUAUUAGAAAAAACUUCCGCCAAAAAAAAUUUUUUUUCAUGCAACAAGAAACAAAUGAAGUUUCAUGCUCAACAAAAACGUUAGAAAAAGAACAAAAUAACACAACUUUAAUAGAAAAUGACGAGAAAAAAGAUCAUUUCCAACCAUAUCAAUUUUUGAUACCUGAUGCAUCGAUUCAUGGCGAAGGUUUUUUCGUUGCUGCACUUCCUGCACAGCCCCGUGCUGAACGAACGCAUUGUGAUAUAGGUCAACAACCUAUGUGGCAUCCGGAUGCUAGUAAAAUAGGCGGCUUAUUUGAUAGAGAUUCAGUGUUUGUUAAAUAUUUUAAAGAUGGCUCCAUUUCUUUAAUAUAUGAGCAACAACUUAGGCAUCGCGGACUUCACGGAUAUAGUUUAACUAUAGUAGAUGGUCAGAUUUUACCGUCAGAUGGUAUUGGGUUUGUUUUCGCUGAUCGGGUACCUUGCAGUAAGAAUAUAAAACGGCUUUGGUCCAUAUUUGUUAAUCGUACGGGUCAUAUCAUCAAAAGGAUGGGGAGUCAUAUGGAAAGACAAGCAAAUCCUCAUUUGCCACCAUUGCAAUUAGGCAAUUGUGUGGCAAUGAUUCUUGACUUGGAUAAAUAUGUUGCGUCCUUUCAAACAACCGACUCUAAAGGCAAAAUUUUAGCAAGAGCCAAAAUCGAUUUAAUCUCAUUCGCGGAAAAAGUAGAUGCUUCUCAAGGCUAUUUAUGUGCAGUGUUAACCAAAUCCGGUGUUGUAUUAAGAAUGAAAAAAGCGUCAGUAGAUAUUUUGGAUCAACCAGAUGUACCGUAUCAGUUUGAAGUGCAUUCGCAUACAAAAAGCAUUCAUUUCGCAGGUAAUCAUGAAGAAAACUUACAGCGAUAUUAUCGUUACACAAGAGACCCAAAAUCUUAUGCGCUUUCAAGGGCAUCAAACAAAAACAAUGGUUUGAAUUAUUUGCAAGAUUUGGGUAAAUAUAAAAAAUACGAUUUUCCUUUUUAUUUACACCACAAAAAUGUUCAUGACAAAAUUAAAGAAAAUCAUUUAACAAACCACUUCCAACCUGAAGAUUCAAUGUCCUUUAGAUUACAAACUAAUCCAGGCAGAGAAAAUUAUGAAAAAUUUGACCCACUGUCUGUUCGACAUGAACAAGGAUUAGCACAACAUCAAAAAUAUGCCUCUUACGAUAUCAAAAGUUCUCAAAAAAAAUACUUUUUUAAUGGAUCACGAACAUUUAGAAAUUUACCCCUGAUCGAUUCCUUCGAUUUUGAUGAACAAUCCCAGGGUCAAUUCAACGAGGAAAAUAACAUGAUCACAAGAAAUCUGAACGAACCUUUGUCUUUGUUUAAAAGCUUUUCAUACUCCGGCGACACUCAAACUUAUCCAUACUUUGAACCACAAGUUUUCAAUCCAUUAAAUUUCAAUGAUUCGAAUGACUCCCGUACUUUAACAUCGUGGAUCGAUUCACAUGAAGAUUUUUCAGCUGGCAAAGACAACCGAAUGUCUUUUUUUCGUGAUUCUUUUAUUACCAGAAAUCAUCCAGCAUUUAAUGAAUUCCCCUAUCCGACUUCUAAUCAAAAAGCUGACACCAAGAUUUCUGUAAAGGAACUAAAGCAUCAAGAUGAAAAAAAUGCGAAAGUACCUUUUUAAAAAACAAGAUCAUUAACUAACAAAACCAGAAAAGUGAUGUUUUGUUGAACCAACCGUUGUCCUUUUUUUCCAUUUCUUAAACUCCACUUGUAACGGACGCAAACCUCUCUUUAACCAUGUAGCUAAUUUUUUAUAUGUGACUCUUUGUACAACACACAUUUUAAUUAAAAAAAAAUUUAGACCUUGUUAUAAAAAACUUCUAGAAUAUAUGACGGUCAUCUC
This is a messenger RNA of Hylaeus volcanicus, 2272 nucleotides long. RefSeq lists its product as uncharacterized. Lineage: Eukaryota; Metazoa; Arthropoda; Insecta; Hymenoptera; Colletidae. The record is from RefSeq and is a predicted model, not a curated record. Bases 443 to 2050 code for a protein of 535 amino acids. The transcript has 10 exons.